Coccinella septempunctata (seven-spotted ladybird) is the source of this 2890-nucleotide messenger RNA. Its product is annotated as protein zyg-11 homolog B-like. The transcript is spliced from 5 exons. Lineage: Eukaryota; Metazoa; Arthropoda; Insecta; Coleoptera; Coccinellidae. Gene Ontology annotation, molecular function: protein binding. Gene Ontology annotation, cellular component: Cul2-RING ubiquitin ligase complex. The record is from RefSeq and is a predicted model, not a curated record. Bases 177 to 2399 code for a protein of 740 amino acids.
UAGGUUAUGAAAUAAGAAAGGAUGUUUAUAUUCAAAGAAUUAUUAGAAUUAUUGAAUUGACUAAUAUAAUUCGUACAUAAAGUAGAAUGGAAUAUUUCAGUGUUUACCCUAGAGAUUUUCCUUGCAUUAGUUGAUUCAUUAUUAUUCGAGGAUUGAGGUAAUUCUAAUAAAUCAAAAUGAAAAGGAGUCCAAAUCCACUGGAGGAAAUUUGUCUGGAUAAAAUAUCAGAUAACAUUCGUAUGUAUAUAAACUUUCUACACAUGCCAGACACCCAACGGAGUGAAGCUUCAAAAUGCCAAUGUGUUUUCAAAGAUCCCAAUAUAUUUCUCAUUCAACGAAUGUCCGAAAAAUUGAUGAGCAAGUUACACGAGAAGAGAUUCCUUACAAAUUCUACUCUGAGCUUGUUUUCUGAACAAAAUACAAAACUGAAAAGAGUGAAACUCGAAGAUAUUACAGUAGAUAAGGAGGGUAUGAUGUUCUUGAAAAAUCACAAAAUUACCGAUUUAGAAUGUAUCAAUAUAAAAACUAUUAGUAUUGUAGAUAUUAUAGAUUGUUUAGAUAGUUGGUCUGUACAGAAUUUAAUUAGUGCCAAUUUCACCAAAUGUAGUUUCAUGGAUUCAUUCAACUAUUGUUAUAUGGUGAAAAUCCUGGCCUUUAAGAAUCUUAGAAGCUUAAGUUUGGCAUAUACAGAAUUGAAUCAGUUUUGUUUCAAAAGGAUCUGUACAGAUUUGAAAUUACUGGAGAGAUUAGAUUUAUCUGGUACAUAUAUUACUUGUCUAGAACCCUUGAGAAACCUUCAGCAUCAAUUGAAGUAUCUAAGCUUAGCGGAUCUACCGCAUGUGAAUAAUUUAGUUCCUGUCGUCCGUGAUACCUACAAAUUGAAACACCUAGAUGUCAGUUUAUUCAAUAAAAAACUUGAUGAACUAAAUAUAGAAGCGGGGCAAUCUCAGGUUGCUCAAUUGCUAGAGUUCAAAGACGAUAUGCCUGGUUUGGUAUCGUUGGAUAUAUCUGGAUGGAAAGAUCACAUUUCCAAAGACCUAUUGUAUAAUUUUAUGCUUACGCAUCCAAAAUUGGAGUAUUUAGGUAUCGUAUUCAGCGAUCUUAUGUUCGAACCUGCUUUCUGUGAGACACAGUACUUUCAAUAUCCCAGACAUGUGGUUAUUGGGGGACUUGGAAAUAAAGACCAAAUUGCAGUCACCUUGCAGAGGUACAAAAACAGGGCGAGUUACAUUCAGAAGGCCCUCUAUCAUCUGUUCCAGAUAACGAACAGGGCAUCCCCGGAACCCUGCCCGGAGAUGUUCGAACUCGUUCUGCCCGUCAUGGCUCAUCACCCCCUGGUUUUUGGGGUACAGAUGGCAGCCACGGCCUGCCUUUACAACCUCACCAAGGGGGAACUCUCGAAAAACAUACACCCCAACCUGCUCAGCAAAGGGAUCAAUCUGACGCUCAACGCCAUGACCAAUUUCCCCAAGGAGUACCAACUCCAGAAGAAUUCCCUCUUGACCUUGUACAACGACCGUAUCUUGCUCGAGGUGAAUUUCGACAGAUCCAAGUGUGCCGUUCUGGUCUUGGACGCCCUGUGCAAAUUUUCCGACGACAACGUCAGCAGGAUGGCCGCGGCGAUCUGCAGCAUCCUUGCCUCGAAGAUCACGUCCAAGGAGACCUCCCAGCUCGGCUCGAAGGUGAAAUACAUGAGUAAACUGUUGGAGAUGGUGGCCAACAGGGUAAAGAAUGAAAUGUCGGACAUAACCUUGAAAUUCACGCUCAGCGCCCUCUGGAACUUGACAGACGACAGCCCUGAUUGGUGUACGGUCUUCGUGAUCAAAAAGGGCGUUCUGCUCUUCCUCAAAGUCCUGGAAAAGUUCAAAAACGACAGUACCAUAGAGCCUAAGGUGUUGGGUCUGUUGAAUAACAUUGCGGAAGUGACUGAACUCAGGAAAUACUUGAUGUUGGACGAACUGAUGGAACAGCUUUAUUUUUUGUUGAAGUCGGAAAAUAUAGACGUCAGUUAUUUCGCUGCAGGGAUAGUGGCAAAUCUUGCGUCUGAUGGCGAGGAGCCCUGGAUAGCCACCAGUCACGGUAGAGAAGAGAUGUUGGCCGAAAUGGAGGAUGCUAUAAUUCAGUGGGAGGUGCCGCAGAGCGAGAUGGUGGCGUAUAGGAGUUUCAAGCCUUUCAUACCUUUGUUGGCCGUUAAUAUGGAUUAUAGAGUGCAGCUUUGGGCUUUGUGGGCCAUUCAUCAUGUUUGUACGAAAAUACCGAAACGUUAUUGUUCAAUGCUCAAAGAAGAAGGUGGUGAUGUAUUGUUAAGUAUUUUGUUGAAAAAACCCGAUGUUCACGAAGUAAUCAGAGUAAUCGCAGGAAAAAUAAUGGACACAUUAGAAAACACACAAAUCAUUUAGUGAUACAAUGACUAAUUGAUUUUAAUUCGAAAAUCGGAAUGGAAAACAACAUUCAGACGUUUUAUACAUCCGAAUUGAUAUUAAACUUGUUGCACUGCAAUAAAAUGACUCAACCAUAUUGUUUUCAAACGUUUUAUGGGCUAUUUGGAAGUAACGAUUCAUUGUUGGAGAACUUUUUAUGUGUGCACGUUUCUUGAGGCUUGAAAACUUUCAGCGCAUUGGUGACGAUAAAGCAGAAAGGAGUGCCAAAUAAUCAUGGAAUUUUCAAGAUUUACUCUGUUCUCUUUUACCAAAAUGUAUAUGUGAUGUGAAUAAUUCUCAUGUUAAUCGUAGAAAGAAUUAAUUUUUGCUUCAUCCAUAUUUUAUUUAUGAGAUAUAUACUCAAUCUAUUGUAUAAAGUAAUUAUUGCAUCUAUCAUUUACCCUAUUAGCUCAAUUAUUGAUAUUAUAAAUUGUGGUAUAUACAAAUAUUUAAUAGAAUAGUUUGUUGAA